Messenger RNA from Nematolebias whitei (Rio pearlfish), 1980 nucleotides. RefSeq names its product myelin expression factor 2 (gene myef2). The transcript is spliced from 17 exons. Gene Ontology annotation, biological process: regulation of mRNA stability involved in response to oxidative stress. The record is from RefSeq and is a predicted model, not a curated record. Bases 90 to 1793 code for a protein of 567 amino acids. Gene Ontology annotation, cellular component: nucleus; cytoplasm; post-mRNA release spliceosomal complex. NCBI's taxonomy places the organism in Eukaryota, Metazoa, Chordata, Actinopteri, Cyprinodontiformes, Rivulidae. Gene Ontology annotation, molecular function: mRNA binding.
GAAAAUCCACAACAGAAGAAGAGCGAAUCCCGCACAUUCUUACUGCGUAGAAACGUCUUCUGUUCUGACAAAAACGGAAUAAUCUCAACAUGGCGGAUGUUACAAAUCCUGAAGAAGAGAUUAAAGAAGAAGAAGAAGAAGAAAUUGAAGCGUCUGUUUUGUCCGAAAUUGACGAGACUUCUCAGGAAACACCGAACGGCGUGAAAACGGACAACGAGGAGAGUAAGGACACCCAAGAAAAGCACGACUCCAAGGAGAAGUCCUCUGCCGGCAAACGAGCACCCCGCUUCCAUCCCUACAAAGAUAAAUAUGGAGAGAAGAAGAGCGGUCACAGGAACCGGGUGUUCAUCAGUAAUAUUCCUUAUGACAUGAAGUGGCAGGCCAUCAAAGAUGUAAUGCGUGAGAAAGUUGGUGAGGUUACAUACGUGGAGCUCUAUAAGGAUGCAGAAGGAAAGUCAAGGGGUUGUGGUGUGGUGGAGUUUAAAGAUGAGGAGUUUGUGAAGAAGGCCGUGUCGACCAUGAAUAAACAUGACCUGAAUGGAAGACCCCUCAACAUCAAGGAGGACCCUGAUGGUGAACAUGCCAGGCGUGCGCUGCAGCGCAUGGGAGGAAGCCAGCAGGGGGGUCGGGUGCAGGACAUGGGCCCCAGUGGGAUGAACGUCCCCCACUCCAUUGCCAACAACCCCAACAUACCACCAGAUGUCAUCCAUGCCCUGCAGGCUGGGCGGCUGGGCACCACGGUGUUCGUGGCUAAUCUGGACUUCAGGGUGGGCUGGAAGAAGUUGAAGGAGGUGUUUGGCAUGGCAGGUUUGGUGAAACGAGCAGACGUUAAGGAGGAUAAAGACGGAAAGAGUCGCGGGAUGGGAACUGUGACGUUUGAACAGCCGCUGGAGGCAGUUCAGGCCAUCUCCAUGUUCAAUGGACAGAUGCUCUUUGAGCGGCAGAUGCACGUGAAAAUUGAUGAAAAGUCUCUUCCUCCUGAGGAUUUCCGUCAAGUAGAAAAGUCCUCUCCGUUACCUCGUGGUCUGGGCGGAAUCGGCAUGGGGUUGGGACCGGGAGGCCAGCCCAUAAAUGCUAAUCGUCUCAGUGGGGGAGGAAUGGGCUCCAUGGGACCUGGAGGUAUGGACUCCUCCAGUUAUGGUGGGAUGAACAGACUUGGAGGAGGUACUAGUGGAGGGGGUUUCGGGGGAAUGGACAGUAUGAGCAGCAUGGGGGGGUUCGGAGGCAGAGACUUGGCUUCGGUUAGCAGAAUGGGAGACAUGUAUCGAUCCGGAAUGGGGGGGAUGGAUCGAGACUUUAGCCAUGGUGACAUGUCAAUGAACCGAGGAUUUGGGGACUCGUUUGGAGGAAUGGGUGGUGGUUUUGGAGGAGGGAUGGGCAGUGGUGGCAUGGGACCCAUGGGCUCCGGUUUAGGUGGUGGAAUGGGCAACAUGUCCAUGGACAGGAUGGGCUCCGGCUUCGACCGUUUAGGCAUGUCAGGAAUGGACAUGAACCGUGGGUUUGGUGGCUAUGGCGGUGGAGGCCACUUGGGUGGAGGCUCCGGGUCCAAAGGAGGCUGUCAGAUAUUUGUGAGAAAUCUGUCCUACGACCUGACAUGGCAGAAGCUCAAGGAGAAGUUCAGCCACUGUGGCCAGGUAAUGUUUGCUGAAAUCAAAAUGGAGAACGGCAAGUCGAAGGGAUGUGGAACGGUGCGGUUCGAUUGUGCUGAGAGCGCCGAGAAGGCCUGCAGGAUGAUGAACGGAACCAAGAUCAAUGGACGAGAGGUGGAUGUCCGCAUCGAUCGCAACGCCUAAAGAUAGUUGUCACAGAAAAAAACACUCACACAUUCUGCCCUGUUUAGUGAUCUUUGUUUUGUUUUAAAAACACAAUAAUUCAUAUCCUUAAAUGUCCACGGUCUCUUCUGUUGUUGUUUUUAUGUUCUACUUUACUAUUUUAUCUUUAAUUUGUUAACCCCUUUAUAAUUUGCUGGGCUGUGUAUUU